CCUAACCAACUCACACUGUCAUAACUGCCAUUUUGAACAAAUGAGUAUUGUUCCCGCCAUCACGGCAUUUUCUCCACUCGAAACUCAAUAUCUGAUCUCCCAUCAAAACCAUAGGAACCAACCCUCGUUUCCUAACACAGCAAAUCAUGAAAUCAACCUUAAACCCAUUGACCCCGCAGUCUCAUGGACGUCUUCUAUAUCCAGGCGCUGUCGUGCCGGCCAAUUAGCUGAAGCGGCGAAGGAGUUUACCUGCAUGAGGAUGGCGGGUGUCGAGCCAAAUCACAUCACUCUCGUGACAAUUCUUUCAGGAUGUGCUGAUUUUCCAUCAAAAGUUGGAGUUUUGGGUCCUCUGAUUCAUGGGUAUGUUUGCAAAUUAGGGUUGGAUGGAACUAAUGUGAUGGUGGGUACUGUGCUAGUGGAAAUGUAUGCGAAAUGCGGAUGUGUAGAACUGGCAAGGUUGGUCUUUGAUAAUAUGAAGUUAAAGAAUGUAGUUUCUUGGAAUACAAUGAUUGAUGGGUAUAUGAGAAACGGGGAGUACGAAAAUGCGAUUGAGCUGUUUGAUGAAAUGCCUGAGAGAAACGUGAUUUCUUGGACUGCCUUGAUUAAUGGUUUUGUUAAGAAAGGUCAUUGCGAGGACGCCCUGGAUUGGUUUCGAGAAAUGCAAACAUCUGGAAUACAGCCUGAUUAUGUUGUUGUUAUAGCUGCUCUUAUGGCAUGUGUCAACUUGGGAACGCUUGGCACGGGCUUAUGGCUGCAUCGUUUAGUUUCACAGCAGAAUUUAAGGGACAAUGUUAGAGUUAAUAAUACACUGAUUGAUAUGUAUUCGCGAUGUGGAUGCAUUGAAUUUGCUUGUCAAGUUUUUGAGAAAAUGCCUAAGCGAACAUUGGUUUCAUGGAAUUCUAUCAUUAUUGGAUUUGCUGUUAAUGGAUUAGCGGAAAAGGCUCUGGAAUAUUUCAAUCUGAUGCAAAAAGAGGGCAUUAGGCCGGAUGGAGUUAGCUUCACCGGGGCACUCACUGCAUGUAGCCAUGCUGGUUUGGUGGAUGAAGGGCUCGGGUAUUUUGAUAUCAUGACAAGCAUUUACAAAAUCUCUCCUAGGAUUGAACAUUAUGGUUGCCUGGUGGAUCUUUAUAGCCGCUCUGGGAAGUUAGAAGAUGCAUUACAUGUUAUAGAGAAUAUGCCCAUGAAGCCCAAUGAAGUUGUGUUGGGAUCAUUGCUGGUUGCAUGUAAGACUCAUGGGGAUGUUAACUUGGCCGAGAGUGUGCUAAAGCAUCUAGUUGCUUUGGACACUAACAGUGAUUCCAAUUUUGUGCUUAUUUCAAAUAUAUAUGCUGCAGCUGGAAGGUGGGAUGGAGCAAGCAUGGUAAGGAGGCAAAUGAAAGACCUUGGGAUACAAAAAAGGCCAGGGUUUAGUUCAAUUGAGAUUGCCUCUGACACUCACGAGUUUGUAGCCGGAGAUAAAUCUCAUAGUGAAACAGAUCGCAUUUACGCAAUGCUAGAGCUGCUGUCUUUUGAUUUGAAGUUAUCUGGGUAUGUACCUGAAACUAUUAUAAGGGACUUACAUGAAAAUGAUUGAAACUUAUGAGUUAUAAUAUAAAAAUUCAUUUCAC
Molecule: messenger RNA, 1607 nt
Organism: Rubroshorea leprosula
Lineage: Eukaryota; Viridiplantae; Streptophyta; Magnoliopsida; Malvales; Dipterocarpaceae
Source: the annotation of a GenBank genome assembly